AGGUAAUCUUGCGCUGACUUCAAUGUCCUCCUCACGUGUUUUUAUGGACUACGAUGUCCAACCUACGAUCAACUACUUCGGCUGGUUGGAGUCUAACCCACAGAGUGCUGAGUGUGUUAAUGCAGAAGUGGUUACUAAAAGGGAAACGCUGACCAUAGCAGAAAUAUUCGACUACAUCAAGCAGGGAUCUACUAAGGUACCACUAGGUCUACAGAUUUCUUAAUCAUUGAUCCAAACCUUUGAGUCUUAUAUAGUUUUUCGUUCCAGGAGGCUUUUUUUGAGUGCACGGCUACGAUUGAUGAUGUGGUCCAUGGCUCAACCUGGUAUUACAUAUCAUGCAGGGGGUGCCAUACUAAAGCUACGAAAGGCCCAACUUCGUUGAUGUGUUCGAAAUGUGGGAAAGUCAACAUAGAUGGAAAACCACAGUACCGUGCACAGAUAUCUGUCUAUGACAACAGUGAGCAAGCUGUUUUUGUACUGCUUAGGGAUGCUGGUUAUGAGUUGACUGGGAAGCAUGCAGCUGAAUUAGUCAGCAGCUAUUUUGAGGCUAAUGGAAACCAAGGAGUUACACGAGAGGUUCCUAUCCCGGAAGCUUUAAUCAGCACGAUCGGUCAGAAACAUAACUUUUGUGUGAAAGUUACAAAGCACAACUUAGAUGGGAAGUCUCGAUCUUUAACUGUGACCAAGAUUCUCCCUCUGGACACUCCACCAGUUAUAGAAUCUUCGGAAGGAAACCACAACACUGCAGCUGCGGAGGAAACAUUUGAGACUGGAACCAGCGUGUGUGAAGCUUCCAAAAUCAGUGUGGAUUCUGCAGAGGGGAGUCAGAGAAGUUGUGCCAUUGAUGAGAUGGGGGAAGCCAAACGUCCCAAGUGUGGGAUGUAGAGCUGUGUUGCACUAUUUUACUUUUUACAGAUUAUUACUCGGUUUCUUUAGAGGUUUUGGAUGUGGACUUAUAUAAAAGAGGUCAAUAAUUUAUGAAUUUCAACAUAAUAUGGUUUUCAUAUUUGGAAGUGAACCUUCAUGCAUGAGUACGAGGGAAGUUGAUAAUCACCCCUUUUUCAAAAUAAGAAACGUGGUCGUCAAUCAAUAUAAAUACUCCACCUUCCAAGAACGUGUUCAACGGCAUAUAUUUAGGAAUCAUGUAUCAAACGAAGAUAAAUCAAUUAAAUAAAGUUUCCUUCCAAUAACGUAUGACCAUAUAAUAUAUUAUGGCAAAAUCUUAAGCAGUGAAUUCUUUCCAAAUACUCCCUUACCAAUUUAAUUAUUCUUCAAAAUUCUACAAAAAGGGAACCCAGCUUUUAUUUCCCAUUUUGAGAAACGAUACUGAAAUCACCAUUGGAGGUGUCUACCAA
Brassica napus (rape) is the source of this 1355-nucleotide messenger RNA. RefSeq lists its product as uncharacterized. NCBI's taxonomy places the organism in Eukaryota, Viridiplantae, Streptophyta, Magnoliopsida, Brassicales, Brassicaceae. The transcript is spliced from 4 exons. The record is from RefSeq and is a predicted model, not a curated record. The coding region runs from base 382 to 885 and encodes 167 amino acids.